AAGGAGACAAGGGUGCCCCGGAUGCCCGCUCCCGACGCCGGGUCUCCCCACCUAAGGCUUCCGGUUCAUGCAGCGAGCACUUCCGGGCAGGGACGGGUGCCGGGGGAGACCAGCCCAGGAGAAAAGCGUUUGGGAGCGCGGAGUAGGCGGCAUGGGGAAGAAGAAAAGCCCGGGGCUCGGCCGGGCCCUCAUGAAGGAGCGGAGCCAGGCCCGGCGGGGCAGCAGGCAGCCCGGCUCCUGGUUACAUACGAGUGAGUUAAAUGACGGGGAUGACUGGGGCCGCCUCAGUCUUCAGUCGGUGACAGAGCAAAGCUCGCUUGAGGAAUUCCUUGCCACAGCUGAGCUCGCAGGAACCGAGUUUGCGGCUGAGAAACUAAAUAUCAAGUUUGUUCCUGCUGCGGCAAGGACUGGCCUGCUGACAGCAGAAGAGACCAAAAAUAUUGAGAAACUCCAUGAGGAAAACAGACAGUUUUUGUGUAUACCAAGAAGACCAUACUGGGAUAGGAGAACCAGUGCUGAGAAGUUAAAGCAAGCAGAGAGAGAGAGCUUUCUGGAGUGGAGAAGACAGCUUGUUCGGCUAGAGGAAGAACAGAAACUGAUUUUGACCCCAUUUGAACGGAAUUUAGACUUUUGGCGCCAGCUCUGGAGAGUCAUCGAAAGAAGUGACAUUGUGGUUCAGAUAGUAGAUGCCAGAAAUCCUCUCCUGUUUAGAUGCCAAGAUCUGGAAUGUUACGUGAAGGAAAUGAGCAGCGACAAAAAGAACAUCAUUCUGCUAAACAAGGCGGAUUUGCUGAGCAAAGAGCAGCGUGCGGCUUGGGCGCAGUUCUUUGGGAGAGAAGGUGUUAAAGUUGUGUUCUGGUCAGCCUUGGCAGAAGGCAUGCGGCUGAGUGCUGAACUUAAGGGACUAGAACCUGAGGAGGCAAGUGACUCUGAAGAUGGCGGGUCCAGUGAGGAGGAGCACAGUGCCCUGCAGAGCAGUGCAGAAAGCGCACUCAGGGGUAACACUCUGCAUCCUGAAAGCAGAGUCCUGGGCAGUGAUGCCGACGACAGUGAUGAAUAUGAGGACUGUGAAGAGGAGGACGAUGCCUGGCAGACCUGUUCUGAACAUGAUGAUGGUGAGGAAGAAGUAAAUUCCAGUAACCCAAGCUGUAUGGAAAGCAGGACUGACAGGGCUUUAGGGCAAAGCCCAGGGCCACUGCAGAGCAGACACAUCAGUAACUUCAGCCACCUGGUACAGAAAAACGAACUGCUGGAGAUAUUCAGAACAAUACAUACUGGGAAGAAGAUGAAGGAGGGAGAGGUCACAGUAGGGCUGGUGGGUUACCCUAAUGUUGGUAAGAGCUCAACAAUCAACACGAUCCUUGGAAACAAGAAAGUGUCCGUGUCUGCCACGCCAGGUCACACAAAGCACUUUCAGACUCUGUAUGUGGAGCCUGGCCUAUGUCUCUGCGAUUGUCCCGGUCUGGUGAUGCCAUCCUUCGUCUCUACAAAGGCAGAGAUGAUCUGCUGUGGAAUUUUGCCUAUAGACCAGAUGAGGGACCAUGUUCCACCUAUCUCUCUAAUUUGCCAGCAUAUCCCACGACAUGUUUUAGAAGCAACCUAUGGAAUAAAUAUCAUAAGACCCAGAGAAGAUGAGGAGACAAAUCGCCAACCAACAUCUGAAGAGCUGCUAGCAGCAUAUGGAUAUAUGAGAGGAUUUAUGACAGCUCAUGGGCAGCCAGACCAGCCAAGAUCAGCUCGUUAUGUGUUGAAAGAUUACGUCAGUGGUAAGCUGUUGUAUUGCCAUCCUCCUCCUGGCAUUGACCCAAACGACUUCCAACACCAGCACAAAAGAUAUACACAACGCAGAGCUAUGCACGGCAAUGCAGAAAAGUCCGAAAGGAAUCAGAACGCAGAACAAAUUGAAAAUGUGGUGGACAAAACAUUUUUCCACCAGGAGAAUGUCCGUGCUCUGACAAAAGGAGUUCAGACUGUAAUGGGAUAUAAACCUGGCAGUGGGCCUGUGUCUUUGGCUGCAUCCAGCUCCGAGAAUGUCAGAGGAAAGCCCUGGAAAAAACAUGGGAAUAAAAACAAAAAGGAGAAGGUUCGCAGAAUCACUAAGCACCUAGAUGCAUAGCUGAGGCAUUAGCCACAUGCGCUUGUUGCCAGGCUGGAGACCGCAACAUGUCCUACAUGUUAUGUGCGCACACUGAAGCAGAAAGGAUAAACCAGCAUCAGUGUUUCACAUUGAAAAUCUGACUGUGCGACAGAUUGCCUGGGGCAGGUGUGUGAGGUCAGACUCUGCCACACGGUGUUUCUGUGUUUCUUCCUUCGGAGAAAGAAACAAAGCUCUCUGCUAACCAUCAAAGAACUUCCCAUUGAUGUCUCCUGGAAGCAGGUCAAUUUAGGCUUUUAACUGCUCCUGAAAAGUCAGCCCUUUUGACUAGAGUGGUUGGAGUCAUUUUAGGAGUAUGUUUAGCUUCCAAACCUAUUUUAUAGCUCUGGAGGGUUAAACAAAAACCUGUACAACUGACUAAGAAGUUAAAUAAUUCAAUCUUAUUGGAUAAAGUUUGUUACAUUUGA
Molecule: messenger RNA, 2562 nt
Organism: Dermochelys coriacea (leatherback sea turtle)
Lineage: Eukaryota; Metazoa; Chordata; Testudines; Dermochelyidae
Gene: LSG1
Product: large 60S subunit nuclear export GTPase 1
Exons: 14
Coding region: 68-2116 (682 amino acids)
Biological process (GO): ribosomal subunit export from nucleus
Cellular component (GO): cytosol
Molecular function (GO): GTP binding; GTPase activity
Source: RefSeq, a predicted model, not a curated record